AUUUAUGUAUCGAAGGUUUACCACUGUUUUGACUCGUGAGGCAGUGUUUGUGUACAAGUGGUGAGUGAAGUGCGGAUCAGUUGAUGAUAAGCGAUGACCCAAUCAGCGACUCAAUCGGUGGCUCAAGUGAAACAUGAGUUGGAUAUCAACUCACUGUCGCAGUCAUUACACACAUCACUACUCGUCACACAUCCACAGCCAAUGCCAGCCCUCGACACUGACUUUGACUUGAAGUACAGUUUACCGCUGACGAAAAUGCAGGCGAAUCCCAUCGUCCAAGAGUUGGACACAAUCCGCCAUUUGGUACACAAAGUGCUGGUCGAGACCAACGACGCCAGUGUCACUAAUGGGUUCGGUAUACCGCCGAUGGGUCGCAAUGGGGGCGCCGGUGGUGUCGGUGCCGGCGCUGAUGACAACUCCUACCUGUUGGGCGCCUUUUCCAUACCGCAGGAGGCCUUCAAUCCGAAUCACUUCCAGCAGAUGCUGCAGUCGGUCAUCACAAACAUGGGUGACAUCGGCCGCAACGCGACAGUCAUGUCGCGCACCUCCGAAGACGGCUCUUCAGUCGACGUACAGAUAAAUUUGGCUCAAAUGCCGGCGCAGAACGAGUGCCGACAGCGGGUAUCGCAGGCCAUGAGAUUCGUCGGGUAUAUCAACGCCUUGAUUGACGUCAUCGAGAGGCCCGACGCCAUACCGGCCGGCGUGGGAGUGGCCGUCAGCACCGGUAGUGCCGACGGGAACGCCAAUAAUCUCAUCAAUGGUUUCAGUUUAGACGCCAAUAGUAUGGGUUCACUGGAGGCACAGUUGGCCGCACAGGCGGCCGCCCAGUCCUUCGCCGCCGUCUCCAACGGGUUCGGUAUACCUCUGGUCACCGGCUCUCAGAUCAUAAUACAGGGCCCGACAGUCACUCAGAGUCACGGCUCUGGUAUUCAUAUACAGACGCCGAUAGUGCCGAACCCGUCGCCCAAUAACGCCAGUCCUACCAAUACGACGACCACUACGACUACCGGUGCCAACAGUACUAACCCUAACCGACCCACUGAUGGUCAACAGCAACAGACUGUGACUCCCGUUGUGGCCGCGGAUGUGAACCAACUGUUGACGACUGUCUUCCAAACCCAAGAGAGGCUCAGACCUCACGUCCAAAGACUGCAACAAUUGAUGACAACUGAGGGACAGUUGACUGAACAACAGAUAAGCGAAGCACAGAGUCUGCAGCGGAACUGUAUGCGAGCCAACCAUCACUUGGCGCACGUGUUUCAUCUGAUCAGUGACUUAGCCAUCCAAUGGAAUACUCCGAACCGAACCGUAGGACUCAUCCACUCGAUGGUCGGCCAACCAUUCGUCGGCCAAUCGGUUCCCGUUUCGUUCGCCACCCGACAGACCGGCCAAAGGAAUGGCACGCAAUCGACGGACAACAUGUCGACGACGACUACACCGUCCACUCAAUCGCCGACAGACACGACACCAUCGGCACCGACAGCCGCCCCUCAACCACAACCCCAGUCCACACCAACGGCUUACCCGCGAUUCGGUGCCAACGUUUCGGUCGACCCCCAGACGGGCGCCGCUGUGUUCUCGCAGACGACACCGAUUGUGGUGAUGGAGUUGGGGUCGACUGUCCAUCAGAUACCUGUUCCCAACCCUAACCACUAA
This is a messenger RNA of Oppiella nova, 1656 nucleotides long. The record is from the annotation of a GenBank genome assembly. NCBI's taxonomy places the organism in Eukaryota, Metazoa, Arthropoda, Arachnida, Sarcoptiformes, Oppiidae.